Messenger RNA from Schistocerca nitens (vagrant locust), 4446 nucleotides. It is a transcript of the gene MED27, whose product is annotated as mediator of RNA polymerase II transcription subunit 27. Gene Ontology annotation, biological process: regulation of transcription by RNA polymerase II. Gene Ontology annotation, cellular component: mediator complex. The transcript is spliced from 6 exons. Bases 77 to 1003 code for a protein of 308 amino acids. The record is from RefSeq and is a predicted model, not a curated record. Gene Ontology annotation, molecular function: transcription coactivator activity. Lineage: Eukaryota; Metazoa; Arthropoda; Insecta; Orthoptera; Acrididae.
GAGCAUCCCUCAUUUCGCUAGCUUUAGACGCCUGUUGUUUACAAUCAAACUUUAACUGCGUUCACAAGAAAGGAAGAUGGUGCCUAUUAUGGCUCAGAGUAAUGUUCAAGAGCUAGAUCGCCUAAUUGAACCAUUGUACACAGCUUUAAAUUCAGUUAAAGUUCUCCGUUCUAGCGUUGGCCAAGUGUUUGACACCUUGGGAAAUGGACUCAGAGGUGACCAUGGAGAAGAAGGGAAGGACAAUAAAUUUCUACUUGAACUUCAAGAAUUGCUUAGUACAGUGAAUGUUAAUUUCCGAGAAGUUGAGCAGGCCGUGAACAGCCUAACACCACCACCAGGACCCUUUAGCCUUGGUAACACUACAUUUCUCAGUCAGGAAAGCACUCAGGAAAGGCAGGCCUUGUACCCACAGCUGGUGAACAGCUAUAAAUGGACAGAUAAGGUCCACGAAUACAGCAAUCUUGCUUUUGCACUUCUGAGCCAGAACCAGCUAAAACGAUCAUACGUGAUUGCAAGUAGUGGGAAGAGACGGCGUAAUGUACAGAGCAGUCAUAAUGUUCUUCCACAGGCAGUAGACACGCUGAUAGCUGGUAUUGACAGACAAUUUGCUGAUAUGAACUUGACUGUAUCAAGACCAUUUGGUUCCAAUGCCGUUAUGCAGGUUACCUUAGGGAGAAUAAUGAAAGCUCUGGUGGCUUUCAAAGGUCUAAUGAUUGAAUGGGUUGUUGUUAAAGGGUAUACAGAAACAUUGGAUUUGUGGACAGAGUCCCGUUACAAAGUAUUCCAAAAAGUGACUGAAAAUGCCCAUGCUGCUAUGCUUCAUUUCCAUUCACCUAAUUUGCUUGAAAUUUCAGUCCGCUCUUUCAUGACUUGGUUUCAUAGCUACAGCACACUGUUCAGUGAUCCGUGCAAGCGAUGUGGAAACCAUCUGCAUAAUGCCUUACCUCCAACGUGGAGAGAUCUCAGGGCCUUAGAGCCCUAUCAUGAAGAAUGUAAACCUUAGCAGGAGAUGGAUGAUUCUGAGCUUUUCGAUUGAACUGACUGUCAGAUUUUGUAGCAAUGUUGGAAAGCUCAUGCAACUGUCUGUGAUUCCAGACACUAUUAAUAUUUGUUAUAAAUGUCUUAUACAGCUGGACUCUUACUAGGUGUGGAGAGGUGGUAUGGAGGUGUUGUCUGUACAGCCUGAGUUGGUAUUUUCUCCUGUACUCGAUCAAGUAUAUAAAUUUUCAUAUACUAAUUAGAGUUUUUUUUCGAGUGCAUGAAUUGUGCAAUCUGUGAUUGUAGGACAUCUUCUCGGUAAGAGGUUUGUUCUGAGAAGUGUCUUUAACGUGGCGAUAAUUAACCACAACAAUCAUUCCAAACAAAACUUAUCCCUUUCCAUGUGGCACUGCAGUUUAACAUGUGUUUACAUUUUGAAUAAUAGAUGAACAGAGAAAAAUGAUUUUGUUAUUUCUGGUACUGUUGUGUAACUGAUAUUAUUACUUGUACUGUUCACUCUAAAUGUCUACCUAGAUUUCAAAAGUUUUUUGGAGCCUAAUAUCCACAAUAGCAAAACAUAUUUAAGAAUAAUUUUGUCAGUAUUGUCACCAGUAUUGUGAAAAGUAUGCAUAUAAAAAACAAAUGUUAGUUACAUGCAACAGUUUGUAUAAUUUUUUGUACAACAAGUGUCAUUAACAGUGUAAUGUUUCUCUCAUAUAUGCCCUCAUGUAAGUGAAAUAAAAACGAAAAGACCAGCACUAGAGUUGACAUGAAUAAAGCUGUAUGAAGUGUAUUUGCAGGAAAUCUUAAGCAAGUAUUGGAAAUGAUGAUAAACUACAGUAACUAGUGUGUUAUGUAUUGUAAAUUCUGUGACACUAAGCCAAUACAGAGAUGAUUAGUUUCAUAUUAGUAUAUUUAUGUUAUUGACUUGGAGAUAAAAAUUGUGACACCUGUUGCAUUAUAUCAUAUAUUCCAGAAUUGAAUAUGUCAAGUAAGAGCAGAAAGUAGUAGUUCUGGCUCACGUAUCGAAAGCUACAUGUGAACUUUAUACUUGAAUCCCUCAAUGAAUGCCAUGCAGUAAAUGAAAUGGCCAGUGGUUGUUCACUUGUCUAAGUUCUCCAAAGUAAACUGAAACAAUGUUCAAUUUAACUUACAUCAGAGUAUCAGCCAGUUUUAAGAAAAACCUGUUAUUCAGUUUUCUGCCAAGUAGCCUUUUUAUGGUUGGUUUCAGCAACCAUUAUACGAGGGUUGGAACUUAAAUAGUGGCAACUAUUUAUUCACAACCAAUACAAAAGACUUACAUGUUUGCACCUGUUACUGUCCUCCAAAGUAGCCACCAGUGUUGUGUAGAACCCAUUGCCAGUGAUGUGGAAAGCGUAGUGUACCAUUAGCAGCGCCUGUUGUGUUGAUGGUGCGAGUGUUGAUGGUGCGAAUGGAGCAGUCUAAAGUUAUGGUGAUUCUCGUGGACGACUGUGAUGAUGUUAUCCUAACGCAUUAUGUUCCUUCACGACAGACCGUCAGUGUACAGUAUUACUGUUUGUUUUUGGAGCAUCACCUGCGACCAGUUUUGCGAAAGAAGUGGCGACACUUUCUGAGCAACCAACCUAUCAGUUUGCAUGACAAUGCGCAGACGCUUACAGUGCAAGCUGUGGCUGCUCUGUUCGGUUGAUGGGACUGGGAUGUACUGUACCAUCCACCAUCCUCCCGAGACUUAAGUCCUUGUGACUUUGAUUUGAUUCCGAAGAUGACGGAACCACUUCGUGGCAUUCGCUUCAGAACUGUUCCAGAGAUUUGAUAGGCAGUAGACCGCUCCAUUUGCACCAUCAACAGAACAGGCAAUGCUAACAGUAUACUACGCCUUCCACAUUACUGGCAACGGGUUGGGUUCUACAUGACACUGGUGACUACUUUGAAGGACUCUUUUGUAUUGGUUGUGAAUAAAUAGUUGCCACUAUUUAAGUUCCAAUCCUCAUAUAUAUUCAUUGUUUUGUUUAAUGAAACAUUUAACUUCCCUGAAUAUAAGACUUUUGUCAUUUUUUAUCUAUUACUAGAGAUUACAAUAUAACUACUGUGUGGCAAAGGUGAGCUGUAUUCCAUUAAUGUAUAUAUUUUUGUUGAUUAUAACCAUGUCUUUUUCUGUACACAAAUACGUAAAAGUAUUCCCAGGGUGUCAACCACAAAGCUGUUGACAAGUUCUUAUGUUUUUACAUUGUGUCAUUGAGAUAAAGUGAGAAAUUUGUUUAAAUAUUUCUCAAUGUAUGUUGACAGUUAUGAGUCACAGCAGCUGCAAUGGUAUGAAGUGACUGAAGUUAUUUUUAAUUUCUUAAGAACUUUAUUGAGGAUUGUUGUGGUCUGCCCCUAGCAGAGCACUAGACUCCAGCCCUGAAGGUCCUGUGUUCAAUCCCAGUUAGGGAUAGGUUAUUUUUCCUCAUUCUAGUCCCUCCAGGACUGUCCCAGUCUUUGAGGGAUGCCCCAGGCCUACUCAGUCUUGGGGGCAAAAGACAACCAGGGUGAGAUGUCCACCAUCUCUCCUUCUCCUAGCAUCGCAGCAAAUAGAAAGUCUGUAGUCUGCCUGCAGUUUGGCCGAUAGCCUUGUACCACAGACUUUUAUGAGCUUUGUUAGUGGCUUACAGGGUGACCUGCAUGCAAGUAUAGGAAGAAAAGUCAGAUAUUUACUAUUUUUUAAUUAAGUGAGAUAAACUAUAUUUUUGUUUCAGUUGUGUUGGUACUGAGUGGUACUUAAUAUAGAUGCUGCUAGCUGCUUCCCCUGUAUACUCACAUGGUGGGCAGAUGUGUAGUCAGGAUUUAAAAGCAGUGUGGGCUUGUAAAUAACAUACUCGUUUUCGAAAAAACAAAUCUGUAUUGGUUUAUUUUCUCUUGGGGAUUCCACAGUGCAGAUUACCAGGGUCGAGAGAAAGUAACUCCGAUAGUGACGGACCUAUCUUGAAAGAAGAGGGAACUGAAAAGGUAAAGAAAACUGAUCUGUUUACUAUAUUUGCUGCACAUUGACUCAACACAAAAGAGAGCUCCGUCUCAUGUUUACAGUUCUGAGAGCACUCUGCCUCGCAAGUCAGGCGAUCCUGAGGUGUGAUUUGAUAUGCAGAGAGACUGCUGAUGAUGAUUCGGCCUAUUGUGGCCUGAACUGGUUGAUUGUUGUUUCAUCAGUGGAAAGGCGACAAACAAAAAUGGAAUUUUCUUUUUAAGUAAUAAAAAUAUCUCUCAUUUUGGCCUGGAAUAUCUUGUAACAUAAUUAUUCAUGCCUAAAGCUGUCGUGUUUUUUAUAUUGGCUGCAGGUCUCAAGUGCACUAACAUCAGUUAGCAAUCUGCGUCUCACACAAAAUGUUAGUGUAAAAGAAAAUAAACAGUGAUUUAAUAAAAUGUGAAAAAGUACCGGAAACAUAGUCUACAGUAAUUCAUAUGCUUAUUGUAAAAUGUGUGGCAUAUAUUAUAAAAAGAAUAUUUUUUAAA